Molecule: messenger RNA, 1581 nt
Organism: Aspergillus viridinutans
Lineage: Eukaryota; Fungi; Ascomycota; Eurotiomycetes; Eurotiales; Aspergillaceae
Gene: ftmE
Product: cytochrome P450 monooxygenase ftmE
Exons: 1
Coding region: 1-1581 (526 amino acids)
Molecular function (GO): heme binding; iron ion binding; oxidoreductase activity, acting on paired donors, with incorporation or reduction of molecular oxygen
Source: RefSeq, a predicted model, not a curated record
AUGGAGCGACUCCCGCUAUCCCCCGCUGUGCUCUUGCUCACCAUCACCCUCCCCAUUCUAUACUUCUGGAUUCUACACACACCACCAGCCAGGCACCAUGGGAAGCAACUUCCCCUCCCCCCAGGGCCUCCAAAACUCCCCAAAAUUGGCAACCUCCACCAGGUACCCCGCCAGAUCCCAUGGAAGAAGUACAAAGAAUGGUCCGACACUUACGGCCCCAUCAUGUCCGUCCAACUAGCCAACACCACAGCCGUCGUCUUCUCCUCCUGGGACCUCAUCAAAACCCACGUUGAACGCCGAAACACAAUCUACAGCAGCCGACCCUCCGUGCCCUUCUUCCUCCACGCGACAGGUGGCCUGAACGCGGCUAUUCUCCCCUACGGACCGGAAUGGAAACUCCAGCGGGCCAUCCGCAGCUCCGUCCUCAAACCCUCCAUGACGAGCAAGUACCGGGACGUCCAGAACAUGGAAACGACGCAGCUCCUGCACGAGCUGCUAUCCACGAACGACUUCUCCGUUUGUCUGCGUCGGUGUAUUGCCAGUAUCUUUCUCACUGUGGCGUAUGGGGAGCGAUGUGUCGAUCAUGCCGGGUUGGAGGCGAUUGACCGGCUCGAGGAGCUGAAUCGCGCUAUCGCACUGCACGCCGAGGCGCUUUUUUCUGGCGCUGCUGGCAUUCUCGCCCAGUUGGUCCUCCCUAAAGCACUGGUUGAUCGGCUGCCGGUCCGGUGGAAGAAGGACGCUGAUAUCCUGCACGAUCGGCUGACUGCUGACCUGGUAGCACGGACGAGGGCUGCGCUGCUCCGACCGGGCUGGAACUGGGUCAAGGCAUUCGCCACGAAGGAGGGGACUGGGAGCGGGGAAGGUGACGGGGAGCAGGGAAGGGAGGCUGGGUUGAAGCGUCUCGCGUAUAUGGUCGGGUCGCUGUACGAGGCCUCCAUGGCUGCGUCACAGGCACUCCGAGUCAUCAUCCUCGCCGGUAUCUUAUACCCGGAUGCCACACGGCGAAUGCACGACGAGCUAGACGCGGUGGUCGGAAAGGACCGCCUUCCCGACUUCAACGACGCAGCCCAAUUGCCCUAUACACUAGCCUUCAUCAAAGAAGCCAUGCGCUGGCGCUCCCUAACACCCAUGGGAUCACCCCGUGCCACAUCCGACGAAGACGAAUGCAGAUGCUACCACAUCCCUCGUGGAGCUACUGUCCUGGUCAACGUGUGGGCGAUAAACCACGACGAGGCGGUGUUUCUCGACCCCUUCACGUUCAAGCCGGAGAGAUGGAUCGAGAACCCGGACUUACCGCAGAUGCUGUAUGGGAUGGGCCAGCGCGCGUGUCCGGGGCGCCACAUGGGGCAGGACUCGUUGUUCCUGGCCACUGCUCGUUUGUUUUGGGCGUUCGAUAUGGCCCUGCCGGAUGGUGCGGAGGCGAUUGACCAGGAGCGGUUCUUGGAUAGUGGGACGACCCUCGCGGCGUUCGUACCGGAUUUUGAGGUGAAAUUUACGCCGAGGUCGGGGAAGCAUCGGCAGGUCAUUGAGAAUAGCGUGGUUGUGUCAUCGGAUGUCUUGUCAGUUGCCGUGGCUACAUAG